CAUGACAUGAUCCCGGCCACUACCCAGUGACCAAACCUAAAAGUAGAGGGAUAGACCAUUUCAGGGACAGGCCUGAUUUGUAAUUUAGUGAGCGACAGUAGACUACAACGGCCCUGCCUACUAGCAACUGUAAUAACGUAAAUCAGAUGCAAAUUUAGGCCUUAGUUAUCCUCAGUGCAACAGAAUUGGCAACAGUGGUUUGCUUGAUCUCAGCCGCUUUUACAGCAAGGUUUUGAGAAUUGUGAAAUAGAGUAAGGGGGGGGCUCUAAAUAGACAUCUGUCUUAUCUCUCUUUGCCCCAACCAUCUCUGUUCCCUAAAAAUCCGGCCUACGGUCCAGCCUGGUAGUGAGGGGACGCUCUCACUCUGGGUCUGUAACCCUCCGGUAGCUGACCAGACACCCCGCUGGUUAGUUGGGCGAGAAGCCCUUCCUAAGCCCAGCCCGCAGGUGCCACCAUUUGGCGGCCCUGCUGAAUCGGCCACUUGAAGCCGCUGCACGUGAUCACGGUUCGCGAGUGCAAACCCCUUCCCCGCUUUUCUCUGGAAUAGCGCGGUUUGGCUGGCGCGUCCUAGUUUCUCUAGUGGACAGUACCGCAAGCCAGUGUGAUAUUAUUCAGCUGGUCUUGAGCGACCCGGUACACCACAGGCUUGUUCCAGCAGGCUUGGUAAGAAGCCUGAGAAGAAGCCAUGGCAGCUACUAGAGUCUUCACUGAGGAUGGCUGGGAGCUGCUGCAAAAUAAAAACUGGUUAGAGUGCGCUCUCGAUUCUUUCUGUAAAGGGCCUAACCCUUGGAAAUCUAAUGUAUUCAGGGGGGAGGAUCCUUUGAAUGAGCUGUGUGUAUUGUGGGAAAAGUUUGUAAAAACUAAACCUGUUCCCAAAAGGAAGACACAGAAAAGUGCUUUCAUUUAUGCCUUAGCCACUGUCAGCAAUGAGCUUAGUGCUCAGGUUAAGGAGUUGAACAUCCAGUUCAAAGAGUUUGAGUCUAUAAAAGAUCAAUUGGACAGACAACAUUUCAAAUUGGAGGCUGUGGAAAUUCAAAAUGCAAAGCUAGAGGCUCAGCUUGCAGCAGUCAUGUCACAGUGUGACCAAGCUGAGGACAGCCUCAUAGAAAAGGUUGCUGCCUUAAAUGACUCACAGGCUACGGUGAGGCAGCUGCUUAAGGAGGCAGGCACGCCUAAGCCAGGAGUGGCCAACCACACCAGCUGCCAGAGGGAAAUUGCCAACCUGUGCCUGCAAGUCAGCAAGGCAAGAGGAGUCGUUUCAGCAGUCAGCCCUGGUUAUCCAGCUGACUGGCUGAACUCUAAUGGAGGUUCUGAAGUCCCACCCCUUGAUUGUAAUCAAGGAGGGGAAGGGAAUAUGGCUCCUGUAAUAGUAACCGAGGUCCGACAACCAGGGCAGAGUCAGCCCACUAUUAAAUAUGAACGAAAAUCUUUAUCUCCUGAACAAGCCAGAGUUCUGGGCAAGAACCUAGGUAAAUGCUGCAAAGAGAUAGCUUUGAAUUGGAUGGCAAAAGUGGCUGCCACCCCAGAUUUAACACCAGAGGAUACGGUUACUCUGAUGAGGGAGUGCAUGUCAUUGGAAGACAUGACGGCAUUGCCUUAUGGUGUGGUUAACGGUGCUAAUCCAGAACUCAUAAAUUUGUAUAAAGCUGUAUACCAUUUAUACUUCCCCAACGAGGAUGUAAUGGGAAAAUUGUAUUCAGAUGUGUUAUCUGAAGGGGAGAGACCAGAAUUGUAUGUGAUGAAAAAAAGAUGUUACAUUGGCUUGCUGGGUUAGGUAUUCUUGUUAAUGGUGCCAUAAAUUAUGAUGUUUUGGGAUUUAAGAGACUGUUGUAUCAGGGUCUGUGUCCAUCCCUGAAGAUAGCUUUGGGGUCUUUUGAUUUUGGGAACACCCCACUGGUUGAGUUUGAACGAAAACUCCAAGAGGUCUUUGAGCUGCUGCAGCAAAGGCAGUGCAUUAAACCUAAAAAGGUAGCAGCUCUA
This is a messenger RNA of Pelodiscus sinensis (Chinese soft-shelled turtle), 1980 nucleotides long. The record is from RefSeq and is a predicted model, not a curated record. NCBI's taxonomy places the organism in Eukaryota, Metazoa, Chordata, Testudines, Trionychidae.